AUGCACCACAUGCGUUUGAAACCCACAAAGGAAAACCAAAACAGCACAAUGGCCAACAUAUCAAUUAGUGCCCCUGGCCUGAACAGUGGUGGGUUCCUUUACAAUAAUGGCAACAAUAACGCGCGCCUAUGUGUCACAGCUGAGACCGAAGACUUCGACAUGGAGACCAUAAGAAAUUGGCAGGAGGAAGGAUUCGACGUCCUAUACCUCCCUUAUAACGGCGGAGGAAAAGACUACGCUCGCCGGUUACAGUCUGUUAAGGAUGGGCUUGGUGUAGGCGAAAACUACGCCGUGAUUGCUUAUGGCGACGCUGCAGACUACUGUCUCGAUUAUUAUAUCAAUUCCGUCAAUGCCAGUCGACUCUGUGCACUGGUUGCCUAUUACCCCAGCUUGAUCCCUGAUACGCGAUCGCGUUUCCCUCUCUCGCUCCAUGUCCUCGUGCACUUGGCAGGCGAGACUGUCGAUGUACUUGUUCAGCCCGUCGCACUAGGCUUGCAGGGGAAAAAGCGCCGCCAGACGCGGCCAAUCAACACAGGUAUCGGGACUGGGGAGCGUUUGGACCUGGCGUACCCGGCGUUUACCUAUGGUAAUGCCAUGCCCGGGUUUGCGGAGACGGACCUAGAGGAAUACGAUCGUCUAUCGGCGGAGCUAGCUUGGUCGCGGACUUUGAAGGUUCUGCGGAAGGGGUAUUCCAGAGAUCCGGAUUACGAGCAGCGAUACGAGCAGCACGUGGAGGACAAACUGCCCCCGUCCAUGCGCCUCCGACUGCUAUCGCGUACCACAGGAACCGAUCGCAUUGUAGAUGAGCUAUAUGUGAGCUAUGAGCACACACAGGAGGUUCCAUGGAUGCUACCGGGUGUCCCACCGACAAACAAGCGAGUUGAGGUCAUCCUCGUGAGCAUUGUCAGUGUACGCGCCGGGCGUCUUUACUCCGAGCACGUAUACUGGGACCAGGCUAGCGUUCUCGUUCAAAUUGGUCUUCUGGAUCCCAAGCUGCUGCCAGACGGAGUCCAUGGCGUCGACCGACUGCCCGUUGUUGGACGUGAAGCAGCUCGUCGCAUCCUCCAUGAGGAUACAGAGCUUGAACAGGAAGACUACCAUAACAAGAUGAUACGUCGUGCGCGUGCUCGCGCUAGAAGGAGCAUAAAUCAGAGCUCCCGCAUGCCGCAGGCCGGCGAUGAGUCUGGUGCUGACUUGAAGCGUGAGGCGGAACAGUUGUUGCCUGACAGGAGUCGGAAUAAAGGCAAGGCGGUUCAGAAAACCAAGCCUGCAAGUCUGCAACGAGAAGCCGAGGACGCCGAUGAGCAUGAUGAUAAUGACGGCGCUGAUACAGAAACAGAGUUUAGUGUCAAAACUAGGUCUGAACCUGGCAAUCGGGCUGCCCAUGUCGAGGAUGGGGUAGAUGACAGUGCUGGGAACGGGUCUAGACAGACCUGA
This is a messenger RNA of Penicillium digitatum Pd1, 1437 nucleotides long. NCBI's taxonomy places the organism in Eukaryota, Fungi, Ascomycota, Eurotiomycetes, Eurotiales, Aspergillaceae. The record is from RefSeq and is a predicted model, not a curated record.